This is a messenger RNA of Morus notabilis, 1481 nucleotides long. Its product is annotated as serine/threonine-protein kinase SAPK2. The record is from RefSeq and is a predicted model, not a curated record. The transcript is spliced from 9 exons. Gene Ontology annotation, biological process: intracellular signal transduction; protein phosphorylation. NCBI's taxonomy places the organism in Eukaryota, Viridiplantae, Streptophyta, Magnoliopsida, Rosales, Moraceae. The coding region runs from base 291 to 1307 and encodes 338 amino acids. Gene Ontology annotation, molecular function: protein serine/threonine kinase activity; ATP binding.
UCUCUGUCUCUGUCUCUCUCUCUAAGUGCAGUCAAACUUCAAACUGUCAAACUUUGUGGCUCUUUCCAGUUUCUACCGUAAAGACUUGCAAAAUUUAUCGAUUAUAACCCAAUAACUCAAGUACUCUCUGCGACCUAUCCCUAACAGCCUUACAGAUAUAUAUAGUCUUUUAUUGAUCAAACUUUCAAACUUGUUGCUAGCAGAAGAACAGGAUUGUUCUGUCGUGAGAAACAAGACACAAAGAUUUUGGGGGUUUUUUUUGUGUGUUAAUUUUUGGUGUUUUGUAAUACAUGGAGCGAUACGAGAUUGUGAAAGAUAUCGGGUCAGGGAAUUUCGGAGUGGCCAGGUUGGUCAGAGACAAGUGGACAAGAGAGCUUUUUGCUGUUAAGUUCAUCGAGAGAGGCCAGAAGAUUGAUGAACAUGUCCAAAGGGAAAUCAUGAACCACAGGUCAUUAAAGCAUCCCAAUAUUGUUAGAUUCAAAGAGGUCCUGCUAACGCCGACUCAUCUAGCCAUUGUGAUGGAGUAUGCUGCGGGUGGGGAGCUUUUCGAAAGAAUUUGCAAUGCUGGUAGAUUUAGCGAGGACGAGGCCAGGUUUUUCUUUCAGCAACUGAUAUCAGGAGUCAGUUAUUGUCAUUCAAUGCAAAUUUGUCAUAGAGAUCUUAAGCUUGAAAACACUCUCUUAGAUGGCAGCACGGCUCCUCGUGUGAAGAUAUGUGAUUUCGGAUACUCAAAGUCAUCUGUGCUGCAUUCUCAGCCAAAGUCUACUGUUGGAACACCGGCCUACAUUGCACCUGAGGUCUUCUCUAAAAAAGAAUAUGAUGGGAAGGUUGCAGAUGUUUGGUCUUGUGGUGUCACCUUAUAUGUGAUGUUAGUAGGGGCUUAUCCUUUUGAGGAUCCUGAAGAUCCAAGAAACUUCAGAAAAACAAUUGGCCGGAUACUUAGCGUUCAUUACUCAAUUCCAGACUAUGUCCACGUUUCUGUGGAAUGCAAACAUCUUUUGUCUCACAUUUUUGUGGCUAAUCCAGAAAAGAGAAUAACAAUCCCAGAAAUCAAAACCCAUCCAUGGUUCUUAAAGAACUUGCCUAUAGAACUAAUGGAAGGAGGAAGCUACCAGAGCAAUGAUGUGAAUAAUCCACUGCAGAGCAUUGAAGAAGCGUCGUCCAUAAUACGAGAGGCAAGACAAACUCUUGAGGUUCCAAAGCUUGGUGGGAGUUACAUUGGAGGAAGUAUGGAUCUAGAUGAUUUGGAUGUUGAUGCUGAUAUUGAAGAUGUAGAAACAAGUGGUGAUUUUGUUUGCCCACUAUGAUUAGACUUACAAAUAUGUGUAUGUAAUUGUAGAUCCACGAUUGUGACCACAGAUUCUUUCUUUGUUGUAAUGGGGAAUGGAUGAAUUCCCUUUUUCCUACGAUUCCUUGUUUUUUCUUUUUACUUUUAUGAUGACUCAUGAUUGACGCUUAUUUAUGUGAUACUUUUUUGCAUA